CCCCCGGCCGUCUCUAGGGGGAGGCUCCAGUCCGGCCUGAGGCACCGCCCAACUCCCGCCCCUCGAGAGUGGGCUCGGGAUGGGGCGGCUCGCUGGGCUCGGCGCACAGGGCACCAUGCAGCAGCCGGGACCCGGGAGUAUCAACUGCGAGCCGGGCUGGUACCUGUCUGCCCGCGAGCAGGAAGAGGAGCAGGAGUCCGCCCCGUUGCUGCCCCCAGCGCCGCUGGGCAAUAGCGCUCUGACUCAUGCAUCUUCAGGUGUUUCCUUUGGUUUCUCAGUAUUUAAUUUAAUGAAUGCAAUCAUGGGAAGUGGAAUACUUGGUUUAUCUUAUGCCAUGGCCAACACAGGGAUCAUUGGAUUUAGCAUCUUGCUGCUGAUUGUUGCCAGCCUUGCUUCUUACUCUGUAUUUCUACUGCUUAGUAUGUGCAUUCAGACUGCUGUCACUUCUUAUGAAGAUCUUGGUCUCUUUGCAUUUGGAUCACCUGGGAAGGUUAUUGUGGGAAGUACGAUAAUUAUUCAGAAUAUUGGAGCUAUGUCAUCUUAUCUUUUAAUUGUUAAAUCUGAGCUGCCUGGUGCAAUUGCAGGAUUCGUAAGUGGAAAUGACAGCGGGUCAUGGUAUCUUGAUGGCAGAGUGCUGUUACUGAUUACUUCAGUCUGCAUUGUUUUUCCCCUUGCACUUCUUCCGAAAAUUGGCUUUCUUGGCUAUACAAGUAGUUUAUCAUUUUUCUUUAUGGUGUACUUUGCUCUUGUGGUUGUAAUAAAAAAAUGGUCCAUCCCUUGUCCACUGACAUUAAACAGCCCUAUAGAGAUCUUACAGAUUUCAAAUUCUACUGAGGAUUGUAAAGCAAAGCUCUUUCAUUUUUCUAAGGAGAGCGCUUAUGCCAUCCCAACCAUGGCCUUCUCGUUUCUCUGCCAUACCUCAGUAUUGCCCAUUUACUGUGAGCUCCAAAGUCCAUCGAAAAGCAGAAUGCAGAAUGUAACCAACACAGGAAUUGGUCUGAGUUUCCUACUCUAUUUUGUGUCUGCCUUGUUUGGGUACCUUACUUUUUAUGACAAAGUGGACUCAGAAUUACUGCAAGGUUACAGCAGGUACCUACCGCAUGAUAUUGUCAUCAUGACUGUAAAACUAGGCAUGCUAUUUGCUGUGAUUUUGACAGUGCCUCUCAUCCAUUUCCCUGCAAGGAAGGCUGUAAUGAUGAUAUUUUUAUCUCAUCUUCCUACUUCAUGGAUUUGCCAUAUCCUUGUCACUUUAGCACUCAAUGCAAUCAUUGUUUUGCUUGCAUUGUAUGUGCCCGACAUUAGAAAUGUAUUUGGAUUAGUUGGUUCCACCACAUCUACAUGUUUGCUCUUUGUGUAUCCUGGACUGUUUUAUCUUAAACUUAGCAGAGAGGACUUUAUAUCACGACAGAAGCUUGGGGCUUGUGCAUUGUUUAUUUUUGGCAUACUUGUUGGUCUCUUAAGUUUAGCCUUAAUCAUUUUCAAUUGGAUUAAUCAAUAAAAUCCCUUCCAUUGCUUCUUGAGCUGGACUUGAGAAAGACAAUGCGAGCAAAGACUUCCAGCAACAUAUUGCAAAUUCUCAACUGAAUGCUGGACAUCUUCACGAAGAAACCCUUCAGGAGCUGUGUAUGAAACAAGUAACAUUUUGUUUGUUUACACUCAUGUCUGUUUCUUUGACUGGUUUACUUCUUGCACAAUUAAACUCUUCCAUUCUACAGAUAUAUUAGUCUUAAAAUGACUUAACGUUACCCAGGUGAAGAGGUCACUUUACGAGAGGACAUUAUAUAGUGUGCUUACAAUGCAAAAAUAUUUUGUUUAAGGCUUUCAGAUCUUAGAGUCAGAGGUUUGCAUCUGCAUCUGAACCGGCCCAGGCACCAAGAGCUGAAAGGGGCUUAUUUCCUGUGUUCUGGCUUGGAUUCAGCUGUUUUCCCAUGAGAUGGGCAGAUUUUACAAAAACUUGUGCCAUUCAUAAUACUGGAAGUCUCACAACAGCAAUUGCAAAUCCUUUUAUAUCACUUUCAUUAAAAUAGCUUGCAAAAUUUUACCACCCUCGCGUUGAAAUCUUGAAACUGAUUGGUCUCCACACUGUCACCCUACCCAAUAGGAAGAUUUCCCCUCCCAUCAGCAUGUUCUUCUAUUUGAAAUUGCACUUUAAAUUAUGUAUAGUUUAUACUUCAGUGUAUUUAGGCCUUCUUGGAAUGAGUGUGUCAAAUAAACUCUGUGCCCUUCUAGGAUAUUUGAUGUGUAUUUUGGAAGUGCUAGCAAUAAUUUUUAUUUUGCACUUAAGAUCUUCCAGCAUUUCCAUUACAAAUGUAUUCAAAGCAUUUAGAGGCCUGAUUUUUUUAAAUUUUUUAAGCCCCCUGUCUCUCACAGGUGUAACUCGGUUAGCUUCCACUGGAGAUACUCUCAUAAGUAUUACAGCAAGAAGGAACCAUUAUGAUCAUCUAGCCUGAUUUGCAUAAGACAGGCCAUAAAACUUCAUUCAGUGAUUCUGGCUUCUCGCCCAAUAAUUUAUGGUUGAACUAGAGUGUGUCUAAAUUUUACACUGGUGUUAGUUAGAGAAGAAUCAGACUCCAAGAGUGAAAUCCUAUUGAAGUUAAUGGGACUUUUGCCAUAUAGGACCAGAGUUUCACCCCACAUUGCUAAACUCUUGCGUAUCCCCUUAUGCACUAUUUAUGCUUAAAAUGAAAUCUGAAUGCCAUUUUCAGCACCAGUUGGACUUCCUCUGAGGUCUAAUCCACACAAUGCUGAAAAUGGUAUUGGCAGCCCAGAGCCAACAUUGCUCACACCAGAGGAGCUGAAACAGUGAUAGGAAUGAUGGUCAAUUUUUAAAAAUGUGUUCGUUGUAGAGAAUAUCCUUUAAAACGAAAACGCUCUAAUCUAUAGAUUUUUAUCUUCUAAGGAAGUUAAGACUCCACAGAAAUGAGACCUACAUAAAGUUAAGUAAUUAGACCUCAGACUGGAGCAGCACGAUUUAGAGGCUUGGAAACUUCAUUAUUUCCAGAUGUGAUAUUUCUUUUAAUCUGAUUUACUACUUACUUUUACAUCUGAAAUGUAGAAUAAGAUACAGAAGUGAAACGCUCUAAAGUAACAUUUAUGCAAUUCAGCUGAAUUUUGUAACUUUAAUUUAAAGUAAACUCAGCUGACACAAUUUUCAGUUGUGCAGUUGAGGGAAGUCAGAUGCAAAGAUAGCUCUGAUCACCAGCUCUAGUCCUGGGCCAACAGAGGGCCAAACAGGACUGCUUCAACUUCCAACCACAAGAAUGGGUACAGUCUAUUCUGCGAACCCAGGAUUCCUCCAUGCCAAAGAGAAAUCUCAGCUACCCUUUGAGUCUACUAUAGAGACAGACCAAUGUGCUGCUUUGAUGGAGCAAAGUGACCUGAUCAGGGCCCAGGAUCUGACCUUAGGAGUUUCUGUAGCAUAUUUCUCUUGUCUUCGUGAAUGAACAUAAUAUAACUCAUGACAGUUUACAGUGUAGCCCUGAGCUGAACAAAACUGUUGGGGAAAGUUUGGAUACCGCUGAACAUAAGAAGUUUCCUGCCUCCUUUGAUCAAGGGAUUGGCAGUGUGGAUUACUGUGGAAGCCUAGAACAAACAAACAUGAAGGAGGCUCUCUAUCCUGCCUUUGAUCCCUCUUGCAAUUAUUCCCACAUUUUACUCCCGAUAAACAAAUAUCACUAUCUUUUCUUCCCAUGGUAUGUCUUAAUUUCCCCCUUCUCCUAAAUGUUCAGCUGCUCAGAUAUUUCAAUGAGUAGUGUGAAAACCUAAAUCUUGGGUAACCUAAACUUAAAUCUUGGAUAGCUGUUACAGAGCCAUCUUGGGUAAAUGUGACAGUGGGGACAAUUGUGAAUCAACUACUUUUUUUUCAUAUGUGGCCUGAUCCAAAGACUAUUUGAAGUCAAUGAGCAUCUUUCUAUUCAUUUGAAUGAGCGAUGAUUCAGUCUCGAUGUUUACUUGUAGCUUUUUUGCAAGGACACUAAUAAUCUACAAGAAUAUUAAUCAAAAUUUAGGGAAAUUUCUGUGGGGAUUCUUUAUUUCACAUAUUACUUUGCCCUGCUCUCAUAUCUUAAUAUCUGGUAAUAUCUGCAAGACAUAAUUAUGGUAAUCUAAAAAAGUAUUUUAAACUGCACAGUAAGUUAACAUUAAAAACUUAAUUGGGUGAACUGGAAAGCUUAUAAAAACCUGGCAAGAUCUGCAGUUUUCUUAUACCUCCCUAGAAAAAAAAUGAAAGUUGUGCCCAGCAUUAAAUCUAAUACCCUGCUCUUCUGAAAGGACUGGAUUUACAAUCGGGUUUAUGUGCAUAAUUUUGAAGACUGCAAUUAAGGAAAUUUCUGAAAGCAUAUGAACAUACCAAUGCUAUAUUUCCCAUUUAAAAUACAAACUUUACACUGUAAUAUAGGUAAACAUGACACUUUUAACAUCGCUGGGUAUUGCCAAAGAACUAAGCUUUUAAAUGGCUAAUACUAGUUUGUGAAGUUACUACUCCAUUAAGGGGAAUGGAAGCAAUUCACACCUCUGUUGGAGCUGUAUUAUUUUAGUCUAGGUGCAGAGUAGUGCAGACAAGACAGCAGUGCAUUGAUUUAUAGUAUCAGGGUUAUCUUCACAAGGAGAAGAGUUACAAAUGUUGCUUUUUAAAAGAAAUAUAUCUAUAGGAAAUUAAGUUUGGCAGAACCUAAAAUCUAGAGAAAUAAGCUGAAUUUCCAGAAUACCUACACUUCUAUUGUCCUUGCUCGUAUGCUUGCCUAUACUGUGGGAGAGUCACUGGAUAAAAGCUACCAUUUCUCUCCCCUCAUUAAUUAUAUCGGUAUUUUAUACCAUUGUCCUCAUGUCAACAUUAUCUUUAAAAUUUAUUUACUGCUUUAUAAAUAAGUUAAAUGGAAAUAGAGGGAAAAGUGGACCAUGCGUUUACCGGGUCGUUAGCACUAAUGUAGCUACAGUAACAUAGUGAUACCAGUACAAAUUCGCAGUGUAGCUGCAUUGCAUCAGUGCAAAAUAGGGCUUGCACCAAUGCGACUUACAAGAGAGCUGGAUGAAAACUUUUCAUUGAAUUUUUUUAUGAAAACAAAUUUUUAAACAGAUUUUUUUUGUAUGAUCAUUUCUGUUUUUCAUUGAUAUUUUUCAAAUUUGUGUUGAAAAUUCAAAAACCCAAUUAAGAAAAAUGCACUUUUCAAAAACUAGGGAAAAUUUUUCUUUGAACAUUUUUUUAAAAUAAAGUAGCUCUUUCAGCUAGCUUCACUUAGCCGAGCGAGCCCCAUUUAGUGCUAGCUAGUUCAAUAUGUCUGUUAGGUGUUUGCAUGAUAAUGUUACACCAGUGCAACCCCAGAGGGUUUGAACCAAUGAUUUUUCCCCCCAAUCCCGCGCUCAUAAUCUAUGUAUCUUUUUCUGUAGUUGGGUGAGUGUGUGUGUAUCCUAAAUGAAAAUGCUGAUCAUUGUAAGAGAGAUGCAGGUGAAUUGGGAGAGAUAUAAAUGAUUUGGGAACAUUUUUAGCCUAAAUAAAUCAGUCUCUCUCCCAUUGCCCUUGCCCGCACGUUUUGAAUGAUCAAAUUACAGAGCUAUCUGUGUUUAGCUAGGUGAAUACGGUAUUUCUGUUCUAGUCUCUCGUUACUGUAAAUGUUGGAAGCAGAGUUAAGGAAAAUGAAGUUAUGAAUAAAGGAGCUUGCUUGUACUCAUUGUAACAUGUUUUUAGUUUUUGCGAAAUUCUGACAUUUUUCUAUAUUUUAGUCGGUGCUAUCUGGUAAGCAGUUUGCCUCUUAAUAUUUACAUAGUGCUUCGUUGUCACAGCACUAGGAAUGUAAUCUAAUUAAGAUUCUCUGCUGUAUAUAUCCCUGUACGUUUAACACAGUUGAGUCUCUUGUGCCUUUUGUUUCACUACAUGGUAGGUCUAAGGCCUUGUUUACAUUACUGUGGUAAGUCAACCUAAGUUACGCUAUGCUAGCUACGUGAAUAAUGUAGCUGGAGUCAGUGUAGCUUAGAUCGACUUAUUGUGGUUUCUACACUGUGCUGCGUCGACGGUAGUACCUUAAUCUUCUUGUUCCGGUGGAGUACCAGAAUCGACUGGAGAGCGCUAUGUGGUCGAUUUAGCGAGUCUAGUGAAAGACCCACUAAAUCAACCCCUGCUGCAUCAAUUGCAGCAGUGUCAAGUGUAAGUGUAGUAAGUGUAGACAUGGCCUUAGAUGAACUGAAUAGUCAUGUUCUGAUGUAUAUUUUUGUAUAACAUUCCCAUUAUUUUCAAUUGGACUGUCACUGAGCAGAAAGUGUUUUUAAUUUAACAGCCCAACUAUUUAAAGAUGCAUUGUGCAGAGGAUAUGGGAUGGAAUGUAUAGUGUUUAUUUCUGAUAAGAAGUGUGGUGGGAAUUGUCCCAUUUUUUGGAGGAUUCCUUCCAUGCAGCACUUGAAGUCAUGCCUGGCCAGAAUUCUGAAAUAAUUUAAUAAAUGUCUGAUCAAUUUGAAUGCAUCAUAUUUCACACUCAAGAACAGUAGAAAUUACAUCCUACUAAUUAUAACAAAAUAAUUAUGUACUGGUGCAAUGCUAUCGCUGUCGUUUUUGUCACUGUUCUGAUAAUACCCACUUUGAGAUACAUGCUUAAACAGCUGAUGUUUACAAUGUUUUCAUGAGAGAGAAAAUAAGCUUACAAUCCUAUUCAUACAUUUCUCGUGCUCUGUGAAAAUGUAAUUUUAUGUGGGUAAAAAUAGUGUAUACAUUUAGUUCCCAAAGUUCAUUUUUUAAAACACUGUGAAGCACCUAUUUUACUGGAGACACUAACACUCUGUAUAAAACUGGCUCAGAAUCAGGACCCUCGUUAUGAAGACAGUUUUGCCAAACGUGAAUUCAGAUAUUUUUUUUUUCUUUCUCAGAGGUAUGAAUUUCUGUGUAUGUGCAAAUAAACUAUGCAACGAUG
Messenger RNA from Malaclemys terrapin pileata, 6896 nucleotides. It is a transcript of the gene SLC38A6, whose product is annotated as solute carrier family 38 member 6. Gene Ontology annotation, biological process: amino acid transmembrane transport; L-glutamine transport. Lineage: Eukaryota; Metazoa; Chordata; Testudines; Emydidae. The record is from RefSeq and is a predicted model, not a curated record. The transcript is spliced from 16 exons. Gene Ontology annotation, molecular function: L-glutamine transmembrane transporter activity. Bases 80 to 1498 code for a protein of 472 amino acids.